AAACAUACAUACAUACAUGUCCCCUGUAUAUACGUGGAUCCCCCCAUGUGCUGUAGUAUAGUUUCCCCCUCCCUCCUCCUCCUCUUGCUCCUUCCAAUCCUCCCUCUUGGCAACUCUCCCCAAACACACACUCAACUCUAAUCAAACUUGCACAAGCACACCACUAUGAUAUUUCAUCUCAGCUUCAAGCUGCUGCUCAUCUUUCUCACCUCCACAUCUCUGCUCUUCCUCUCUUCAGACUCUCAGACACAGCCUGAUGAUACUACAGUCAUGUUAGCUCUCAGAAAGACUCUCGACCCAUCUCCAGAACUUGGAUGGACCGGCCCUGAUCCAUGCAAAUGGACCCAUGUGGUUUGCUCAGAAGGAAAGAGGGUCACCAAGAUUCAAAUUGGGCAUCAAAAUCUGCAAGGUACACUCCCUCCCAACUUAUCAGAGCUUACUCAACUUGAGCGUUUGGAGUUGCAAUGGAAUAAUAUAUCUGGGCCUUUACCCACUUUAAGUGGCCUAUCUUUGUUACAAGUUCUAAUGCUUAGUAAUAAUCAGUUUAGCUCUGUUCCUGUUGAUUUUUUCACCAAGUUGAACUCAUUGCAAUCUGUUGAAAUGGAUAAUAAUCCCUUUUCUGCUUGGGAGAUUCCGGAGACUUUGCGAAAUGCUUCUGCUCUUCAGAACUUUUCGGCUAAUUCUGCUAAUAUAAUUGGGAAAAUACCUGACUUUUUUGGGCCUGAUGAGUUUCCGGGAUUGGUCAAUUUGCACCUUGCUUUUAAUAGCUUGGAGGGUGAAUUGCCUUUGAGCUUUUCGGGUUCGGAAAUUGAGUCAUUUUGGGUUAAUGGCCAGAUGGGAAGUGGUAAACUUGGUGGACGUGUUGAUGUUUUGCAGAAUAUGACAUCUUUGAAGGAAAUUUGGUUGCAUUCGAAUUCAUUUUCUGGUCCGCUUCCAGAUCUUUCUGAGUUGAAGGCUUUGGAAAGCUUGAGUAUUCGUGAUAAUUCAUUUACUGGUCCGGUUCCGGAGUCUCUGGUAAAUCUGGAGUCCUUGAAAGUUGUUAAUUUGACAAAUAAUAUGUUUCAAGGACCUUUGCCUGUGUUCAAGAAUUCGGUUAGCGUGGAUAUGGUGAAGGACAGUAAUAGCUUUUGUUUGCCUAAACCCGGGGACUGUGAUCCUAGGGUAAAUUCAUUGCUUUCUAUUGUAAAAUCAUUCGGUUAUCCAUCGAAAUUUGCGGACAACUGGAAGGGGAAUGAUCCUUGUUUAAGUUGGGUGGGAAUUACUUGUAGCAAUGGAAAUAUUACUAUUGUUAACUUUGAGAAGAUGGGGCUGACAGGUACAAUUCCUUCUGAAUUUGUUGCACUGAAAUCUCUGCAAAGACUAGUUCUUGCCGAUAAUAAUUUAACUGGAACAAUCCCAGAAGAACUCGCUACUCUACCUGCGCUAACUAUGCUAGAUGUGUCAUACAAUCAGCUCCAUGGUAAGUUGCCUGCUUUUAAGGCUAAUUUGAAUUUGAAAACAGAAGGGAACACAGAUAUUGGAAAGGACAAGAGUGAUUCAUCGUCUCCUGGCAGCAGUUCCAAUGGCAAUUCAAGUUCAGGUAAUGAUGAUAAUUCCGAAAAUAGUGGUAAGAAGUCUAAAAGUUCUGUUGGCAUCAUUGUGCUUUCUUUGCUGGGGGGUGUUUUUGUGAUAGUCUUGAUUGGCUUAGCUGCUUUUUGUUUCUACAAAAGUAAGCAAAAGCGCUUUAGCAGAGUACAAAGCCCCAAUGCUAUGGUGAUCCAUCCUCGACUUUCUGGAUCGGAUAAUGAAAGUAUGAAGAUCACAGUUGCUGGAUCAAGUGUUAGUGUGGGUGCUGUUAGUGAAGUACACACACUUCCUGCCAGUGAAACGACUAAUGACAUCCAGAUGGUUGAGGCAGGCAACAUGGUUAUUUCCAUACAAGUUCUGAAAAAUGUGACAAACAACUUUAGUGAUGAAAAUAUAUUGGGGCAAGGAGGCUUCGGUACAGUCUACAAGGGGGAAUUGCAUGAUGGAACUAAGAUUGCUGUGAAGAGAUCGGACGGUGGGGUUAUCAUAGGAAAGGGCCUGACCGAGUUCAAGUCUGAAAUUGCUGUUUUAACAAAGGUUCGACAUCGACACCUUGUCGCACUGCUUGGCUACUGUUUAGAUGGAAAUGAAAAGCUUCUUGUUUACGAAUACAUGCCUCAAGGAACACUUAGUAGCCAUCUUUUCAAUUGGGCAGAAGAAGGGCUAAAGCCACUGGACUGGACAAGAAGGUUGACUAUUGCAUUGGAUGUUGCAAGAGGUGUUGAAUACCUUCAUGGUUUGGCCCACCAAAGUUUUAUACAUAGGGACCUAAAGCCAUCCAACAUUCUUCUUGGUGAUGAUAUGAGAGCCAAGGUUUCAGAUUUUGGUCUUGUACGCUUGGCUCCUGAAGGCAAGGGGUCCGUCGAGACAAGAAUUGCUGGAACUUUUGGGUAUCUAGCACCAGAAUAUGCAGUAACUGGACGCGUGACCACAAAAGUUGAUGUCUUCAGUUUCGGCGUGAUCUUAAUGGAGCUAAUCACAGGUAGAAAGGCACUUGAUGAAAGCCAACCCGAAGAAAGCAUGCAUCUGGUAACAUGGUUCCGAAGAAUGCACCUAAACAAAGACACAUUCCGGAAGGCCAUUGAUCCCACACUAGACCUAAACGACGAGACCCUUUCCAGCAUACACACUACAGCUGAACUAGCAGGCCAUUGCUGUGCCCGAGAACCAUAUCAGAGGCCUGACAUGGGUCAUGCAGUGAAUGUGUUAUCCUCUCUUGUAGAGCUAUGGCAACCAUCAGAGCAAAGCUCGGACGACAUAUAUGGGAUUGAUCUCGACAUGUCUUUGCCACAAGCACUUAAGAAAUGGCAAGCAUUCGAAGGCAGAAGUCACGCAGAUUCGUCGGCCUCUUCUUCCUUUGUUGCAAGUUUAGAUAAUACUACCACAAGUAUACCAACACUGCCUUAUGGGUUUGCUGAAUCAUUCACAUCAGCAGAUGGAAGGUGACAGAUAGAAAAUUGAAAUUGUAGUGAUAAUGAAUAUGGGGCUGGUUAUUCUGUCUGUGUCUUUUCUUUUUUUUGUUAUAUUGUUGUGAUCUUGUAAGCUUUGCUGUCACCCUUUUUGUUAUUUAGAUUUCUAGUCUGGAUAUUCUUUACUUUUUUGUAAGUUUGAAAAGAAUUCAAUUCAAAGAUUGCACAGUGUCUUUCUAUC
Messenger RNA from Daucus carota subsp. sativus, 3216 nucleotides. RefSeq names its product receptor protein kinase TMK1. The record is from RefSeq and is a predicted model, not a curated record. The coding region runs from base 166 to 3012 and encodes 948 amino acids. Lineage: Eukaryota; Viridiplantae; Streptophyta; Magnoliopsida; Apiales; Apiaceae. Gene Ontology annotation, biological process: protein phosphorylation. The transcript has 2 exons. Gene Ontology annotation, molecular function: protein kinase activity; protein binding; ATP binding.